Miscanthus lutarioriparius is the source of this 1377-nucleotide messenger RNA. The record is from the annotation of a GenBank genome assembly. Lineage: Eukaryota; Viridiplantae; Streptophyta; Magnoliopsida; Poales; Poaceae.
AUGCGGCGGGUGCAGCUGCGAGGCGGCGGUGGGGCGACAGCGUCGGAGGCGUACCUGGAGGGGAGCCGGUGCGGGAGGCGCGGGCUGGUGGCGGAGCUCUGUCGGCACUUCUACGCGCAGGGAUGGGUCACGGGCACCGGCGGCAGCAUCACCGUCAAGGUCAACGACCCCGCCGUGCCGCUCGCCGACCGCCUCAUCGUCAUGUCACCCUCCGGUGUGCAGAAGGAGAGGAUGGUAGCAGAGGACAUGUAUGUGAUGGCUGCAGAUGGAAAAGCGUAUCUGAUGAGAGGAGCUGGGUCUGUCAUUCACAGCCAUGGAAUAGAGACUUGCAUUGCAACAAUGCUCAACCCUGGUGCAAAGGAGUUCAGGGUGACCCACAUGGAAAUGAUAAAAGGAAUCAAAGGUCAUGGCUACCGUGAUGAAUUGGUCAUUCCUAUUAUUGAGAAUACUCCUUAUGAGUAUGAGCUCACUGACUCCCUAAGUGAGGCGGCUGAAUGCUAUCAUUAUCUUUUAGAUGCUUGCAUCAAGCUCUAUCAGCUAGGUAUUGAUUGGACAACUCCUGAGCAUGGUCCAAUAAACAAUGCAAAGAGACAGCGCAGCAUUUUGAGCUCUGAAAUUCCUAAUGGAUGUCAUGCUGCUGAUUCAUCAAAGUGUGUUGUACUAGACAUUGAGGGGACAACCACUCCAAUAUCAUUCGUGAUUGAUGUUAUGUUCCCUUAUGCCCGUGAUAAUGUACGAAAACAUCUGACUUCUACGUUUGAUUCUGAAGAAACUAAAGACGACAUCAAACUGUUGCGCAUCCAAAUUGAAGAUGAUUUACGAAAUGGAAUUUCUGGGGCUAUUCCAGUUCCACCCGAUGAGGCUGGCAAAGAAGAGGUUAUCAAUUCAUUGGUUGCCAAUGUUGAAUCGAUGAUUAAAGCAGACCGGAAGAUCACACCAUUGAAACAACUUCAGGGUCAUAUUUGGAGGACUGGAUUUGAAAAGAAAGAGCUACAGGGAGUUGUCUUUGAGGAUGUUCCUGUGGCACUAAAGAACUGGCAUGCUAGUGGCAUAAAGGUCUACAUAUACUCAAGUGGAAGUAGAGAAGCACAAAGGCUUCUAUUUGGCAAUACAACAUACGGUGACUUGCGAAAGUUCCUAUGUGGGUAUUUUGAUACCACCACUGGAAACAAAAGAGAAACAAGGAGUUAUUUUGAGAUCUCUCAAUCACUCGGGGUGGACCGUCCAUCUCAAAUCUUAUUUAUCACCGAUGUCUUCCAAGAAGCUGUUGCAGCAAAAAACGCUGGUUUUGAGGUGAUAAUCUCCAUUCGCCCGGGAAAUGCUCCACUUCCUGACAAUCAUGGUUUCCGCACUAUCAAAUCAUUCAGCGAGAUCUGA